AUGAAGAAGCUGGUCUGUGCGGUACAGACAUACGACUGGGGUCGCCCGGGCAGUGCCAGUGAGGUGGCAAAUUUGAAACGUGCAGCCGACACACAUUUCGUUAUCGAUGAAAAAAAGCCCUACGCUGAGCUUUGGAUGGGUGUGCAUCCCAAUGGGCCAUCUAAAAUUGCUUCGAACGGGAAACUGUUGUCCGAAGAAAUUGCAAUCGCAAAAUCAUCCCUGGGAGCUCACGAAGGUGGAACACUUCAGUUUUUGUUCAAAGUGCUCUCCGUGAAUAAGGCACUCUCCAUACAAAGCCAUCCCGACAAGGUUUGCAUCCUGUCAUCGGUUAAUGUCCGAAGAAAGUACGAAGAGGUUUCUGUCCGAAGAAAGUACGAGGAGGUGACGAUGAAUGUUCACUCAGUUAUGCGGCGAUUAAGAAGGAAUACACGGUUGAGAAUACCAGCAUUUGGUGAUGAAGAAAAGGAUCGUUCGGUAUUGGAGGAAUUGAUAUUGCGGCUAAACAGCGAAUAUCCUGGAGAUGUCGGUGUAUUUGCACCACUUUUGCUAAAUUAUUUUACGCUCAGAAGUGGCGAAGCAGUGUUCAUGGGGCCGAACUCGCCGCAUGCCUACCUGUACGGAGAUUGUAUAGAAUGUAUGGCCUGCUCCGACAACACAGUUCGUGCUGGACUAACGCCCAAAUUUAAGGAUGUCAAUACUCUGUGCGAAGAUUUGACGUUCCAGAUGAUACCACCUCCAUAUUUUUCGCCGGUUAUUAUCAGUACUGGAGUUCGAGAAUAUGCGCCACCGGUUUCGGAAUUUGCUGUACAUGAACUACAGAGUAAAGCUAGUGCGUUGGAAAAUGUAGGUGCGAGUAGCAUACUGAUCGUUGUGAAGGGCACAGCAGAAAUACGGUCAGCUGAUCAAACGCUGCAAAUCAGUCGAGGCGAUGCCUAUUUUAUACCUGUGAAUGCACAUCCGAUAAAGUUGAAACCAUCCGAUGAUUUCUUGUCUUAUCGAGCCUUUACACCAAAAAGAUGA
This is a messenger RNA of Gongylonema pulchrum, 1020 nucleotides long. Lineage: Eukaryota; Metazoa; Nematoda; Chromadorea; Rhabditida; Gongylonematidae. The record is from the annotation of a GenBank genome assembly.